AUGUCGAAUUACUGCUGCUUCUUUUCAAUCGAUGUCAUUUUCCAUGUCUUUGAAUACUGUUCUUUGAAAGACAUUUUAUCAUUGAGUCUUACUUGGAAAGUUUGUAAUGAAGCAUUACAUGUGUAUUCAGAAAGUGUUUUCAACAAGUAUUAUCAAGUAUUCUCGCAAUUUGUCAAGGAAAUUGAUCUCCACCACCCACAAGACACCUCUUUGCAACACCAUUCCUCAACAAAAGAAAAAUUUAUCGCACUAUUCCCAAAAGCCUGUAAGGAAAUGAAUGAAGAAACUGAAUACUAUCCUUUUCAUCAAGGUAUGGUGCCAGGGGGUUUUCAUAACUGUACGGACUUGUUUUCUCGAAUGAUUGCAUUGGAUUUCAAAGCAUUACACGGUGCGAAUGACUCUCGAACCAUCUUUGAUUGUCGUUUUGGGCUUGACAUGGAAUAUCAACGCUGUUUUAAGUGUUCCGAUCGAUUGGUGGUAAUGCCUGAAAUUUUAAGUCUCAUGGGAUGGAAUUGGAUCUCUCAAGAUUAUGAUUUGAAAUUACUACGGUUUUAUGUGCUGAGAAUUAUUGCACCUUAUUACCCAAACAAUGUUCCUGGAAUUGUUUUGAAACAACCUGAAAGUAUGAAAUCUUCCAAUAUUUCCUCUCUAUGGUUCAAGGCUCAAAGCGAAUUUACAGAACCAGAAUUUCAUUUUGUUAAUGCUAACAACUCGUGUAGUAUGAUUGGAAAAGAAGAGAAACGAAUGAUUCGAGCUUGUUUUUGGAUACUACACGACAGAACAGAUUCGUCUGAAAUAUUACUUUGUUCCCAUCGAGGUAAAAUGUAUUCAAAAGUAGAGCUGUUAGUCGAUUAUGAAAGCGCUUCUAUCGAAAACAUUCGUGUUCUUUGCACUGUGAAAUGUCCAUCCAAAGAAAAUUUCAAAACACGAAAUGGAACGUGUUUGGUCCACUAG
This is a messenger RNA of Naegleria lovaniensis, 954 nucleotides long. RefSeq lists its product as uncharacterized. Bases 1 to 954 code for a protein of 317 amino acids. NCBI's taxonomy places the organism in Eukaryota, Heterolobosea, Eutetramitea, Acrasida, Naegleriidae. The record is from RefSeq and is a predicted model, not a curated record. The transcript has a single exon.